UUCAGCAUGAUGCUGCCAAAAAAAAUGAGGCCACUGCUGUUCCUGGUUUCCCAGAUGGCCAUCUUUGCUCUAUUAUUCCAUCUAUAUGGCCACAACUUCAACUCCCUGUCCACGAAGGAGGAGCCCAAGCCCAUGCAUGUGCUGGUCCUGUCUUCCUGGCGCUCUGGCUCCUCUUUUGUGGGACAGCUUUUUGGGCAGCACCCGGAUGUCUUCUACCUGAUGGAACCUGCCUGGCACAUCUGGAUGACCUUCACAGAGAGCACUGCCUGGAGGCUGCAUAUGGCGGCCAGGGAUCUGAUACGUGCCAUUUUUCUGUGUGACAUGAGUGUCUUUGAUGCCUACAUGAAACCUGGUCCUCGGAGACAGUCCAGUCUCUUCCAGUGGGAGGGCAGCCGGGCCCUGUGUUCCCCGCCUGCCUGCAAUGUGUUCUCGCGGGAUAUGAUCAUACCUCAGGCUCACUGCAAACUUCUGUGCAGUAAACAGCCUUUUGAGGUGGUAGAGAAGGCCUGUCGCUCCUAUAGCCACGUGGUGCUCAAGGAGGUGCGCUUCUUCAAUCUGCAAGUGCUCUACCCACUGCUGAGAGACCCUUCCCUCAAUCUGCACAUCGUGCACCUGGUGCGGGACCCCCGGGCAGUGUUCCGUUCUCGAGAACACACCACAGAGGAACUCAUGACUGACAGCCGCAUUGUGAUGGGGCAGCGGGAGAAACUCAAGAAGGAGGACCAGCCCUACUAUGUGAUGCAGGUCAUCUGCCAAAGCCAGAUGGAGAUCUACAAGGCUGUGCAGUCCUUGCCCACAGCUCUGAGGCAACGCUACAUGCUCAUACGCUAUGAGGACCUGGUCCGGGACCCCCUUGGCCGUACUGACCAAAUGUAUAAAUUUGUGGGGUUGAAAUUCUUGCCCCAGCUCCAGACCUGGGUGUACAACAGCACUCGAGGCAAGGGCAUGGGUAGUCAUGCCUUCCACACUAAUGCCAGGAAUGCCCUCAACGUCUCUCAGGCCUGGCGCUGGACCUUGCCUUAUGCAAAGGUUUCUCGACUUCAAAAAGUCUGCAAUGAUACCAUGACUUUGCUGGGCUACCACCUUGUCAGAUCUGAGCAAGAGCAGAGAAACCUGUCACUGGAUCUUCUGUCUACCUAGACCCCUUCCAAGUAAGUCUGCCAAGAGGGUUGAGGAGACUCUGUCCCCACUUGGCAUCAGCCUCAGCCACAUUAACUGAAGUCUUCUGAGCCUUAAUUACAUUUCUAUCAGUGUACAUGUGAGCAUGGGUUGUGUCCACACAUGUUCAAGCUAGGAGAUCUCUGUCUCUACUCAUGCCAGGAAGAGAUUCAGGAACCUAUAUGAGCAGCACAUUACACUGCUGAAAAAGAAGUAUCACCUUUCUUCUCUUCUUGGCCCUCCUAUCUGUGUAUACCUCAAAGACUUUGGGGCCUGGGGCCCUAUUUGACACCACACAGUAUCAGUGGAGUAAAUCCAUAAACUUCUCUGUCCCCAGCGGGACAGGAAAACCAGUGAAAUGGGUCUUCUGCCAAAGAGCCCACCAGAAUAUUCCACAGGGAUAUGAACUCUGAGCCCAUGGAGCUUCUGGUGGAUUCAAAAAGGGAACAGAGAACAGGGUUGGAUGCUUACUGGUGAGCCUGGCCAUCACAGCUAUCAGUUGUCACAAAUACAAAGAUCUCUGCACAACAAACAGAGUGAGCUCUUAAACUCAUGGUGUGGCUGGGCCCCCUGUGGACAUCAUUUCCCCUAGGACAUCAAAACCCCUAGGUGUUUUCCUAUCACCUAGAAGAUUUUGACUUGUGAAGCCGCCAUCUGUUAACACUAAAAUUCCAAAUAGGAUUCUGGUUGGAGUUUCCCCUUUUAUGCUUUGUACUUACUUAGUAAUAAACACUAAUUCUUAUAGAAUCCUAACCUGAUAGCACAAACAUCUUUAUAGAUUUUUAAAAAUACUUUUUCUAUU
Lynx canadensis (Canada lynx) is the source of this 1960-nucleotide messenger RNA. It is a transcript of the gene CHST4, whose product is annotated as carbohydrate sulfotransferase 4. Gene Ontology annotation, biological process: protein sulfation; N-acetylglucosamine metabolic process; carbohydrate metabolic process. Gene Ontology annotation, cellular component: Golgi membrane. Lineage: Eukaryota; Metazoa; Chordata; Mammalia; Carnivora; Felidae. Gene Ontology annotation, molecular function: N-acetylglucosamine 6-O-sulfotransferase activity. The record is from RefSeq and is a predicted model, not a curated record.